Peniophora sp. CBMAI 1063 is the source of this 1023-nucleotide messenger RNA. The record is from the annotation of a GenBank genome assembly. Lineage: Eukaryota; Fungi; Basidiomycota; Agaricomycetes; Russulales; Peniophoraceae.
AUGCUGAACAGACCCCUUGCACGUCCCGCCCGGCGAUUCACCGCGCGUGCUUUCGCGACGACAUCUACUCGCUUGUCAAAGGGCACCCCGCCAUCUCCACUUCCAGGAGUUGCGACAGCACUAGCUUACGCCUCGCGCGCGCACGCAAAGUCCGCGCCGCCCCAUGGCGUCUCAUCUCCGCCUCGUCCGACGCUCGCCGAGAGUUUCAGCCUCCAAGGCCGCGUCGCGCUUGUCUCUGGCGCGAAUCGCGGAUUAGGACUCGAGAUGGGCUUAGCACUCGCUGAAGCGGGCGCGAAAGUGUACUGUGUCGACCUGGCACCAUCGCCCGGUGCGGAGUUCAAGGCGGUCGAGUCGUACUUGGACUCCAUCCGCGAGAGUAAAGAUGCCGAUGCGGAAGCUCUUGGUGGCGGGCCUGUUGGGAGCGUGGUGUAUAGGAAGGCGAACGUCGUUGACCAGCAGGAGAUGUGGAAGUUGGGCGAAGCGAUUGGGAACGAGGAGGGCAGGAUGGACGUUUGUGUUGCUGCGGCUGGGAUCUUGAGGCCUGAGAAGGACGUUCUUGGGUAUGAUACUGAGGAGAUGCACGAGGUUUUUGAUGUGAACGUACAUGGUGUAUUGCAUACUGCACAAGCGGCAGGAAGGCAGAUGGCGCGCUUCGGGAAUGGCGGUAGCAUCAUCCUCAUCGCAAGCAUGAGCGGCUCACUGACCAACCGCGACAUGAACUGGGUCUCGUACAACUCAAGUAAAUCCGCAGUGCUGCAGAUGGGCCGAAGCAUGGCAUGCGAACUCGGGCCGCGGAGGAUCCGCGUCAACACGCUCAGCCCGGGACACAUCUACACCUCGAUGACGGCUGCAUUCCUUGACAAGCAGCCCGCACUACAGGGAAGGUGGGAAAGCGCGAACCCGCUCGGAAGACUCGGCCGUCCGGACGAACUGCGCGGUGUCACAGCGUGGCUCGCGAGUGAUGCAAGCACUUUCUGUACUGGCAGCGACAUCCUCGUCAGUGGCGGCCAUCAUGCAUGGUAG